ACAACAUAUUUCCAAGCCACAAUCAUCAACACAUUUUCAAAAAUUCUAAUAUAGCUUUUCACUUUUGAUUUCUGUCACAGGAAACCUGCUGAAAAGUAUUCGUUUUACUUCAAAAAAAGACUCUUAUUUAUACAAGAAUGGCCAUUCGUCAAAUUCUGAGAAGAUCUUUAUCAAGCGAAAGAAGGUCGGCUGAAGUUCCAAAAGGGCAUGUUGCCGUGUAUGUUGGGGAGGAUGAAAAGAAGCGUUUUGUGAUUCCAGUAUCAUACUUGAACCAUCCCUCGUUUCAAGAAUUGUUAUUUCAAUCUGAAGAAGAAUUCGGAUUCAACCACCCUAUGGGAGGCCUCACCAUCCCUUGCAGUGAGGACUUAUUUGUAGAUUUCAUCUCUGGCUUCAGCAAAAGAUGAUGAUGUUUAGUAGGAUCAAAUAUUUUGUAGAUUAGAAGAUAAUGUAUUCAGUGAAACUAAAUUAUGGUACAUGAAUGAACAUACAUGGCAAAUUCUUAGCCACUUUUUGAUGCAAAA
Molecule: messenger RNA, 521 nt
Organism: Salvia miltiorrhiza (redroot sage)
Lineage: Eukaryota; Viridiplantae; Streptophyta; Magnoliopsida; Lamiales; Lamiaceae
Product: auxin-responsive protein SAUR20-like
Exons: 1
Coding region: 138-404 (88 amino acids)
Biological process (GO): response to auxin
Source: RefSeq, a predicted model, not a curated record